AUGGGUUGCUCCGUUGGCUUCACAGUUGUUCUUGAGAGCGGUCCAUCAAAAUACAUUCUCUCUAUGUUCCCCUAUCCAUCCGGCAACCUGCACAUGGGCCACAUGCGAGUCUACACGAUCUCAGAUGUCACCGCAAGAUAUUUCCGGUUGAACGGGUUCAAUGUAAUUCAUCCAAUUGGAUGGGAUGCUUUUGGAUUGCCAGCAGAGAACGCAGCUCGGGAACGUGGCGUCGAUCCACGGCAAUGGACGUUAUCUAAUAUCGAGUCAAUGAGAGGUCAGCUACUGAAGACGGGGAUCGUUUUCGAUUGGGAUAGGGAAAUCUCGACAUGCGAGCCGUCCUAUUAUCGCUGGACUCAGUGGAUUUUCCUACGGUUGUACGAGCACGGCUUGAUCCGGCGAACUCUUGCUGAGGUAAACUGGGAUCCAGUAGACAAUACGGUACUUGCUGCUGAGCAGAUAGAUUCCGAAGGAAGGAGUUGGAGAAGCGGUGCUGUCGUUGAGAAACGCAAGUUACGACAAUGGAUGAUUGAGACUCCACGCUAUGCAAAGGUGAGGGUCGACGCAGAAUGCGUUUCGGCUAAGGAAUUGAGAGCAGUUAAAUCGUUCCAGCGCUUGAGCGAUGGCUUGAAGAAGUUGAAUUGGCCCGAAGUGGCUGAUAUUCAGUCUCACUGGAUCGGGAAAUGUGAUGUCUACCGGUUCUUGUUUCCACUGAGGGUGAGUAUUCAUCGCCUUGGUAUUAGUGUUCUGAAUGGAAUUUCCGGCGUAUGGAUGCCAAUCAUUGUGGUUCCUGAAAACUAUGAAGGUCCCUGUAUGCACUUGAAUGCGAGGUGCGGCGAUUUUGUGGCAGAUGCUUCCUUAGUGGAACAGUUCAAAAUCGUACAGGAUCGACGAGCUCUCAUGCCGAUGAAUCUCAGGGACGUCAAAGAGAUCGCUAAGUUUGGCAAUUUUGGUGGAUAUAUGACAUCGCGAACGCUUCAAGAUUGGGUUGUAAGUCGACAACGUUCCUGGGGAACUCCAAUCCCAAGUGAUCUUGUCUCCUGA
Cooperia oncophora is the source of this 1041-nucleotide messenger RNA. NCBI's taxonomy places the organism in Eukaryota, Metazoa, Nematoda, Chromadorea, Rhabditida, Trichostrongylidae. The record is from the annotation of a GenBank genome assembly.